CACUGUUAAGAUAGCAAGUAAUGCUCUUUGAAGGUGAAAAGGUCCCCUGUCUGAACAAAAUGUACCGCUGCUUCUGGACAUGACAGCAGUGUUAGUGCUGCAGGUGCAGGUGCGACAGGUAAAGAAACAGUAGCACGACGGAGGAAGGUAUCUAACUGAUCUAACUGAGAAGUCUGAGUGGGAACAAGCAAAUGAAGAUGACACUCGAAUGCUGGAUGCUGGGUUUGUUCCUGCUGAUAAACAGUGGCUUGACCUCUCACAGUUUAGGAGAAGGAUUGCAAUCAACAUGGAGAUAUGAUUACACCAAAUAUCACCCCAUGGAUGAGAUAUACGGGUGGAUGGAAGAUGUGGAGCGAGGAAAUCCAGAGCUGGUCUCCUCUGCUGUCUAUGGACACACCUAUGAAGGAAGAAAUAUCACACUGCUGAAGCUGGGACUAGAAAACUCAGAGGGCAGAGAGAAGAAGGUGAUAUGGGUGGACUGUGGGAUCCACGCUCGAGAGUGGAUCGCUCCUGCUUUCUGCCAGUGGUUUGUUAAACAGAUUGUGGACACAUAUAAAAGCAACAAGAAGCUGGAACAGAUGCUGCAGAACCUUGACAUCUAUGUAACUCCUGUGAUUAAUGUGGAUGGAUAUAUUUUCACCUGGGCCAAUGACAGUACUCGUCUGUGGAGAAAGUCUCGUUCCGCCCCUCCCCCAGAGAGCAGCUGUUAUGGUGUUGACCUAAACAGAAACUUUAACGCCAACUGGGGAAUGGUAGGUGUGUCUUUUGACAGCUGUGCUAAUACCUACUGUGGGACAUCACCAGGGUCGGAGCCAGAGGCUAAAGCUGUGAUGGAUUUUGUCGCUAGGAUGGUUAAACAGACUCUGUGUUUCCUCACCAUCCACUCUGCUGGGCAACUUAUACUCCUGCCAUAUGGCCACCCCGAGAUCUCUGCACCCAACUAUAAUGAACUGGUCUCAGUCGGUCAGGCAGCAGCAGAAGAAAUGAAGAAGGUGCAUGGAAUGAACUACACCGUAGGAACAUCUCCACAGAUCCUUUACCCAAACUCAGGUUCAAGUCGCGACUGGGCUCGUCUCAUUGGUAUCCCAUUCUCAUAUACCUUUGAGCUGAGAGACAAGGGUGAGUUCAGCCACUUGCUUCCAGAGGAGCAGAUCCAGCCAGCAUGUGAGGAGGCGUACGCUGGAGCUCUCUCCAUCAUCACAUAUGUUCAUGACAAGGCUUUCAACAACGGUACCCCCCCUAACACUGCUGUCACAGUGAUGGGCUUUACCUCACUUUUCAGGGUUGCUAUGACGAUUUGGAGCACUUUCAUGGCUGUGUGUCUCACUGCAGGGGUCUUGGUGUAAGCCAGAGAAAACCUCAAUCAAACAAAGAUGGGCCACCAAUUUGUGGAUAGAAAGAGAUAUUGUAGGUCCUAAUUGUGGCAAAGAGCCAGAGGUGAUGACUAAGCUUUCAGUGCAAAUAUUUAAAAUAGCAAGUAUGCAGUCUGUAAUCUGAUUGAUGGUUUCUCAGACAAAGAGACAUUUACCCAUUUUCAUAAUCAUUAGUGUUCAUAAAUGACAUAUACAACAAAUAAAAUUGGUGGUCAAAGUCUGACAUCCUCUAUUUUAAAAGAAAUGCAUUAUUACACCAUUUAUAAAAUAUUUAGAUUUUAAUAAGAGGGAACAGACUGGAAAAAUAUUGACCACUUGCAGAGUAGUGGUGAUGUUGUACUUGCUUUGCACAGCAGGGGGCAGCAUCGCUUUAUUUCAAACAGCACACUCUAGGUCAUUCCUGAGGGGCUUUUCUCAACCAGACACGUUUUAUUCUGUUAACUUGAGUUCCUUUAGCUGUGUUACACAGUUGGUGAAGUGAACAUACAUUGAAGUCGCCUCCUAAACUAUGAGUAUCAUCUUGUUUUGUCAUCACAUUUGAUUCUCUUCAUGUCCAACACCAGGUCAGAUCAACCAUUUUAAAAGACAGAAAAACACAAAUCAUAUGACUUGAUGUUACCACAGCUAACAAGGACUGCAAGUUGGUGGGGCUCAGAGGUUUAUCUGUGAUUUGUUUUUGCAAGAUUUCCAUGAAGAUUUAAUUUUUUAGCAACAAAGACAUCACUGUCUCUCCUUUAGGGUCAGCGCAGUGUUUCAAUUUUUUAAAAAAUCUUAAUCACCCAGUUUAUCUGGAAAAGGACUGGGAUUUUUGAAGGCAGCUUCGUUUGGUUAGAAACUCAAUUUCAGGUGGCACUAGAAUGUGCUUAUUUAUUUCCAUAGACUUUUAUGUACAAGAAUGCUUUUUGUCAAGACAAGCAGAUUUCUGUUGUUAAGAACUUUAGAUAUACAGUCUUACCCUCAACCAAUGUCCUCUCUCUCCCUCUCUGAGAUUUAUAUUUCCAGACUGUAUUCUCCUCUGCUACCUCAGUGACUGCAAGACCACCAGACAGACACACACACACACACAGACCAGACACACACUUGGCCUUUGACAAUGUGACAUUGACAUACUGCAGUUGAAUACCUUAUGUGAGGGUGAGUGAUGGACCACUCACCCUGAUGGCUGUUCCCUAAAAGUGUGUGUGUGUGUGUGUGUGUGUGUGUGUGUGUGUGUGCUGUUUUUGAGCAGCAGUGGAAAUAGAAUUAUAUUCCAGCUCACAUGAAACCUCGACAGAACAGAAAGACAGGUCAAACACCAGGGAACCAAGAGAAUAAUAAGCAGGAACACUGACACACACACACACACACACACACACACACACACUCAUAUAUAACCCUUUAGGGAAAAAACUAUUCACUGCUCCAUCACUUACGCUCACUGAAAGAUACUCACACAUGACUUGGUGAAGCAGUGCAAGGCUUCCUGACACACACACAUACGAACAUAAGAACUGGGCAGGGAUUCAGAGACACAGAUUGAAGGUGAUUAUAAUUCACAGUGAAGUCUGGCUGGUUUAGUUAUCACCAGCUCAUCCAUCUAUUUGUGUGCUCGCAUGUGUGGUAGAGCACUCAUCAAGGUAGCAGGGGAAAAAAACCCACUCCUGACAUAUAAAUCACAAAGCCAGAGAAAGACAGAGAGACAGAGAGGACUAAAAAAUCAAGCCUACGUAUCAAGGAAGAGGUAAUGAAGAAUGUGUGUGGAAGGAACAAAGAGAGGGCUCCAGGAAGACAAUAAAAAAGAAAUAAUGUAGGGCACGAAUCGGAAAACACACUGUGUUUUUUCCAAAACAAAACUGAUUCAGUGAAAACAAACAGCAAAA
Messenger RNA from Lates calcarifer (barramundi perch), 3232 nucleotides. Its product is annotated as carboxypeptidase O. Bases 192 to 1346 code for a protein of 384 amino acids. Gene Ontology annotation, biological process: proteolysis. Gene Ontology annotation, molecular function: metallocarboxypeptidase activity; zinc ion binding. NCBI's taxonomy places the organism in Eukaryota, Metazoa, Chordata, Actinopteri, Centropomidae. The record is from RefSeq and is a predicted model, not a curated record. The transcript is spliced from 11 exons.